Molecule: messenger RNA, 1473 nt
Organism: Limulus polyphemus (Atlantic horseshoe crab)
Lineage: Eukaryota; Metazoa; Arthropoda; Merostomata; Xiphosura; Limulidae
Product: gamma-glutamyltranspeptidase 1-like
Exons: 2
Coding region: 868-1413 (181 amino acids)
Biological process (GO): glutathione catabolic process
Cellular component (GO): plasma membrane
Molecular function (GO): glutathione gamma-glutamate hydrolase
Source: RefSeq, a predicted model, not a curated record
ACUAUUUCACUCCCAUGAACAUUGUUCAUUCCUCUUUUAUUAGCCUAACUCAAUCUCCAUCUUUUUAAAUUAUUCUUAGGCUUUUUUCACACAUUAUAAAGUGAUUGGCUUUGGGUUGACUCACUAUUUCACUCCCAUGAACAUUGUUCAUUCCUCUUUUAUUAGCCUAACUCAAUCUCCAUCUUGUAUCUCAAGUAGGCCUAUAGCUGAAAUGUCACCUAAUAAUACACGAAGACACACACAUAUAUAUAUAUACAGAGGUUGAGUAUGUUACAUGAAAAUGGUUUGGAACCUCACCAUGUCAUUAUAGUUCAUGACACCACAUCCAGUCAUGCUUUAUCUGUUGGCUUUGGGUUGACUCACUAUUUCACUCCCAUGAACAUUGUUCAUUCCUCUUUUAUUAGCCUAACUCAAUCUCCAUCUUGUAUCUUGUAAAUAGUACACUGUACUUGUGUCACAUUUUCAAAUGGAAAUCCUUCUAGAUUUUGUUGCACGUUGUAGUUCUGAUGAUGCCUUUGCUGUGUAUUGUAAGCCUGAAGAUAUUCAUGAUAUGUGUUGUAGGCCUGAGGAGGUUCAUGUUUUGUGUUACCUGCCUGAAGAUGUUCAUAUUGUGUUGUAGGCCUGAGAAUGUUUAUGUCUUGGUUUUAGGCCUGAGGAUGGUCGUGCUAUGUGUUGUAGGCCUGAGAAUGUUCGUGUUCUAUGUUGUAGGCCUGAGGGUGUUCGUGCUAUGUGUUGUAGGCCUGAGAAUGUUCGUGUUCUGUGUUGUCGGCCUGAUGAUGUCCAUGUUGUAUAUUGUCGAUCUGGGUAUAUCUGUGUUGUAUGUUGUAAGAAUUAGGGCAAAUCUUGUUUAAUUCGGACAGUAAUGUAAUGAUCAGAAUGGAAACUAUUGCUAGGUUCCAAAACCUUCUAGAAAACAUUUUUAUAACAUAUUUUGCAAAUUAUUUUCGUCCAACUAAUCAGUCUAUAUAUCUCAGGUUUGGUUCCAAAAGAAGAUCUUCAUCAACAGGAAUCAUUCUAAACAAUGAGAUGGAUGACUUUUCUUCACCAAACAUAAUAAAUUCCUUUGGUCUCCUUCCUUCCCCAUCCAAUUUCAUUGAACCUGGUAAACGACCUUUGUCCUCUAUGAGUCCAUCGGUUAUUUUAGAUAAAGAUGGUGAUCUGAAAGCUGUUAUAGGUGGUGCUGGUGGAUCACGUAUAAUUACAGCUGUGGCUCAGGUUUUGAUGCGAUCAAUGUGGCUGAGUGAAAAUGUCAAACAGGCUAUCGAUGCACUAAGACUCCACCAUCAACAAUACCCCAAUACUCUUUUUUACGAAGAACAAUUUCCUCAGGUAAGAUUUUCCAGUUCUUUCUUGUAUGUUUUACUUUCUCCUAUCUUUCUGUCGAUUACUGUUUGGUGCUCUAAUUCUUUCUAAUUCCUUCUUUUGUUUUCCUUACAUUUAGCAUGUGAGUUCUUUCUCUGUGAACUAUGUUUG